Messenger RNA from Misgurnus anguillicaudatus (oriental weatherfish), 4398 nucleotides. Its product is annotated as carnitine O-palmitoyltransferase 1, liver isoform. Lineage: Eukaryota; Metazoa; Chordata; Actinopteri; Cypriniformes; Cobitidae. Gene Ontology annotation, biological process: carnitine metabolic process; fatty acid metabolic process. Gene Ontology annotation, molecular function: carnitine O-palmitoyltransferase activity. Gene Ontology annotation, cellular component: mitochondrion. The record is from RefSeq and is a predicted model, not a curated record.
UUAAUUCCCGCCCUCGCGCUGUAUCUAUUACAUUCUUUCGCACUAGAACCAAAGAUACUUUGUAUCAGUCACGUAUUUAUCAGUUACAUUCCCGCGCGCCAUCAGGAUAUUAUAUCGAGAUUAGUACAUGCGCGCGAAAUUGAUCUGUUAGCCCCAUUUUAUGUUUGUGCUGCUGGAAAGCAGAAGGGAGGAAAAGAAGCUCCGUCACUUUGUUCCCGUCAUCAGUGCAUCCAGUGCACCCGUAUCACCAGUAAACAGCAGAAAUGGCUGAAGCCCAUCAGGCUGUGGCGUUUCAGUUCACCAUAACUCCAGAGGGAAUCGAUCUUCAGCUAUCCCAUCAGGCCCUGAGACAGGUUUAUCUGUCAGGUCUUCGCUCAUGGAAGAAACGAGUCGUUCGGCUGAAGAACAAUGUGAUCACUGGUGUGUAUCCUGCUAGCCCGUCCUCCUGGCUGUUUGUUGUCAUUGCUAUCCUGGCGACCAUGUACACACGCUCCGACCCCUCCAUGGGUCUCAUCGCUAAAAUCCAGGAACAUCUGCCAGUCAGUGAUUCUCUAAGCAUUCAAUGUCGGACGGUGGUGUCCGCGGUGUUGUUCAGUACGCUCCUCUGGUUAUCUCUCAUCUUCACCAUGAGACUUUGCCUGAAGCAGUUACUAUCCUACCACGGCUGGAUGUUUGAGCAACACGGGAACGUGUCCAACACCACCAAAAUCUGGGCGGGCAUGGUUCGGAUUUUUUCUGGUAGGCAACCUCUGUUGUACAGCUAUCAGGGGUCUCUGCCCAACCUGCCUGUACCCCCGGUGAAGGACACGGUCAAGCGGUACCUGGAAUCCGUGCGUCCGCUGAUGGACGAUUCAGAAUUUGAGAGGAUGACCAAUCUAGCCAAAGACUUUGAGAGCAGUCUGGGAAAGCGUCUCCAAUGGUACCUCAAACUCAAAGCGAUGUGGGCCUCCAAUUAUGUCAGCGAUUGGUGGGAGGAGUAUAUCUACCUGAGGGGGCGUGGCCCAAUUAUGGUCAACAGCAACUACUAUGGAAUGGACUUCCUUUACGUGACACCAACACCGAUUCAAGCCGCACGGGCAGGAAACACGCUGCACGCUUGCCUCUUGUACCGCAGGAAGCUCAACAGGGAGGAAAUCAAACCUAGUCGUGUACCAGGUUUAAAUGUUCCUUUGUGUGCGGCUCAAUGUGAGAGAAUUUUCAACACAACACGAAUUCCAGGAGAAGAGACAGAUUCACUGGUCCACUGGCAGGACAGCGAGUAUGUUGCAGUAUUCCACAAAGGUCGGUAUUUUCGGCUGUGGUUGUAUCACGCCGGUCGUAUGCUGUCGCCCAGAGAGAUCGAACAUCAGGUUCAGCUUAUCAUGGAUGACCCGUCACCCCCUGCGCCGGGAGAGGCCAAACUCGCGGCUCUGACAGCGGGAGACAGAAUCCCUUGGGCUCAAGCCAGGAAGGAAUUUUUCAGCUCGGGGGUGAAUAAGAGAUCCCUGGACUGUAUCGAGAAAGCGGCGUUCUUCGUUACCCUCGAUGACGAUGAGCAAGGCAUGAUGGGAGACGACCCAGCUGGUAAUCUGGAUCGGUAUGCCAAGUCCCUGUUACACGGCAAGUGCUACGACAGGUGGUUCGAUAAGUCCUUCACUGUGGUGAUUUAUAAGAACGGAAAGAACGGCCUGAAUGCCGAACACUCUUGGGCUGAUGCACCUGUGAUGGCUCACCUGUGGGAGUAUGUGAUGACUACAGAUAGUUUCCACCUUGGUUAUAAUGAAGAAGGUCACUGUAAAGGUGAAGUGGACCCGUCCCUGCUGCGACCUCAGCGACUCACCUGGGAUAUACCUGCGCAGUGUCAGGAGCGUGUGGAGAAGUCUCUCACCGUGGCGCAGGCUCUGGCCGACGAUAUCGACUUUCAUGUGUACCCCAUACAAGAAUUUGGCAAGGGCGCCAUCAAGAAGUGUAAAAUCAGUCCUGAUGCCUUUAUUCAGAUCGCCCUACAGCUGGCAUAUUACAGGAAUCGAGGCACAUUCUCUCAGACUUACGAAGCAUCUAUGACGCGUUUGUUUCGCGAGGGUCGUACCGAAACUGUCCGUUCAUGCACCAUUGAGAGCUGUGCUUUCGUUAAAGCAUUUGAGAACGGAGAGAGUAAGGAGGUGUGUAGACGUCUGUUCCGUACAGCGGCUGACAAGCAUCAGAAUCUCUACCGGCUGGCUAUGACGGGUGCGGGGAUAGACCGACACCUGUUCUGCCUCUACAUCGUCUCCAAAUACCUGGGAGAGGAGUCGCCCUUCCUCAAGGAGGUUCUCUCUGAAACCUGGCGUCUCUCCACCAGUCAGACUCCUCUCCAGCAGGUGGAGCUGUUCGAUUUCGUUAAUCACCCUGAAUACACCACCUGUGGUGGAGGAUUUGGUCCAGUGGCGGAUGAUGGCUACGGCGUGUCUUACAUCAUCAUUGGAGAAAACAUGAUCAACUUGCAUAUUUCCAGCAAGUUCUCCUGCCCUCAAACUGACUCGCAUAAGUUUGGAUCCCAGAUCGUUCAAGCCCUGAAAGACCUCCUGAAGUUGCUGUCACCAGAAAAGUCCGACCCAUCCAAACCUGAGCAGAACCACUUUCAGAGCAAAAAAGACCUGUAGGGGUGGAAAUCAUAUACAACAAGAAAACAGAAGGUCACAUAAGUGUGUGUGUAUGCGUGUGUGUUUGCGUGUGUGUGUGUGUGUUGAAUGCAUGUAUAAAUCAUACAAUUUUGCAUCCCUACAUUCCAUGCUUGUGUAAAAAUGCAUCGAUGCCAUGAAGCCAUGAACAACAUAAGAAUGUAUCAAUGGUGGAAGUUGCUUCGUCAUUAAAAAUGAGAAGAAGUGAGAUUAUAGUUGAAUAGUGGAGGAAGAUGUUUCUAACCGUAUGAGGGCCAGUUGCCUGGAUAACUUAGAUUCAGUUUGCCCCUAACUCUUAUAUGAAGCUUUAAAGUGGUUUAGUAUAUGCAUAUAUUACCACAAAAAUAAUGAGUGUUUAAUGGAUGAAGGUCUAACUCGCAAGUAUAAACAGGAUCACACUGCCGUAUCACCUCUGUAUGUUCUGAUGAAGGCACUUUAAUCUGCUGUUACACAGUUAUAAUCACAUCACGGGUCAUGUUAAGCUCGAUUGAAAUUAUACUUGAAAUCUGGAGCAGAGCUUCAUUACGGUUACAGUGACUUAUGACUCAAAAUAAUACACGUGACUGCAGUGUGAAUAUGAUUGAUUUUUGUGGCAUGUUGAUCUCACUAAGACAUUCAUUUUAUAGUGUUUUUUUAUCGUUAUUAUUUAAAUGUGCUAUUUACCUUUGACAUAAAGUCAAAAAUAACCCAAUAACUUUAUACUUAUUCACUGUGUUUAGUAAGUUUGAGUUGAUUAUGUUACAGCAAAAGUUUAAUGGCAUUAAAAGGAAGUAACACCCAAGGAGGAAACGCAUUAACACAUUUUUGUUAACAUCUCAGAUUUUUAUUUUAACUAUAAUGUGAGGUAUAAUUCAUGUUUACUGUGGUACAAAAAAUGCAACAAACUAAAAGUUGAAUGAAUCAGAGGCAUUUAACAAAAAUGUUAAAACCUCUUCCGUCCGUUUAUACAGCACUUAAAACGUUAAUAUUUUGUGAAGGAUAGUGAUGACUGAUUUGAGAUUUUACAGUAAAACCACACGGUUGGUUCACAUACAUCAAUAACCUCAAAAACCUGCAAAACACAAUCUGCAUAAAUAAAUCAUUUGGUAUUAUUGUACGCCCGCUGCUGUACCACUGACACACAUCAUCUUAGUGUUGCUUUAUUAAGACGUAGAUGAAUGAAAUCUUGGUAAGGGCUUCCUGACCUUUCAGUUUUAGUUUCAUUCUGCGUCCUUUUGGCAGCUGUAACUUUAGGCAUUCAGCAUUGUUUAUUUGGCACUUACCCAUUAUUAUGAAGUUGCCUUUCGAUUUUUUGAUUUCACAACUCCUAGAUAUGGUCAUUGUGAGAAUAUUACUAUGUAUUAUCCAAGUCUUAUCUUACUAUGACAUAAUGCUUUUACACCCUAUGCUGUAUAUCUUACUUGAGUUUAAACCUCACAUAUGUUUUUUUUAUUGUUGUCGUUUAUAACUAUUGUUAUUAUUCUAUUAACUUGAAACUGAAAACAAUAGCAAUGCAAAAGUUUGUGCUGAUGUUAGUCUGGAAAGGCGAAUAUUUUACCUCAUCUGUCUUAUGAAUGUUCAUCCAGAGAUCUCUUCUGUUCUGGGCCAGUACUGUAUUCGCUGUCUGCUUUGUCUUUUCUUCAUAUUCAGUUUCAGAUCAUCUGUGUACUGCAAAGCUUUACUCUUUCUCUCUGAUAAUCUUUCAUUCCUUUACAUGUUAUAUCUGAAUGGAAAGUUGUAAAGACAAGGUCACUUUUUUAAUUAAAAUGGUUUAAGCACA